This is a messenger RNA of Rhodotorula graminis WP1, 3723 nucleotides long. RefSeq lists its product as uncharacterized. Gene Ontology annotation, molecular function: phosphorelay sensor kinase activity; histidine phosphotransfer kinase activity. The record is from RefSeq and is a predicted model, not a curated record. Gene Ontology annotation, biological process: protein autophosphorylation; phosphorelay signal transduction system. The transcript is spliced from 11 exons. The coding region runs from base 1 to 3723 and encodes 1240 amino acids. NCBI's taxonomy places the organism in Eukaryota, Fungi, Basidiomycota, Microbotryomycetes, Sporidiobolales, Sporidiobolaceae.
AUGCACCCGGGCGACGGCGUCGCCUCGCCGACUCGGCUCCGGCCUCAAGGGGCAGCACCAGCACCAGCCGCCCACCUUGCCAGCCGCCUCACGCACGCGUUCAAGCACAGCACCAACGGCGACGACCACCCGGACGAGUCGGCCACGAGCGGCGGCGAGCUCCUCCCCCACCACCUCCUCGCCUACCUCCACGACCAACCGCUCGCCGUCGCCGUCUUCCCGCACGCGCCCUUGCUCGAGCAGGACGAGGGCCUGCCCGCCCCGGUGUACCAGAACCCGGCCCUCCUCCACUUCCUCGGCCAGGGCAUCGGCGGCGCCGCCGUCUCGAACCACCCGCGCGCCGAGGAACACGCCCGCCAGCAAGGCCUCACCCUCGCCGACGCCGUCGACGACCGCUCGCGCGACCUCCUGCGGCGCUUCCUCCGCGACGGCGUUGAGCGCGCCGCCGACGCGUCGCCGUCUGCUCCCCCGGCGAGCGCGGGCGCCAUCCCCUCGCCCGGCGGCCACCACUCGGGCCCGCUCCGCGUCUUCCAGCCCUCGACCUCGUCCGCCUCGUCCGCCUCGUCGUCGACGUCGAGCGUGUCCCACUCGUCCUCGUCGUACAACCCUCGGCCGGGCCGACCAGGGUCCGCAGGGUCUGGCACGUCGUUCUCGUCCACGUCGCGCUACUCGCGGUUCCAGCCGCACCGCCAGAUCGCGUUCCAGCUCCUGUCGGGCCUCAACUUCAGCAAGGUCCACUGGCGUGCGACCGUCUAUGUCGAGUACGGCUGCACCCUCUUGACGAUGCUCCCCGCGUCGACCGUCGCCAACGGCGGCCAGUUCACCGAGACGACCGAGUGCGACGAGGAGUCGGACGACCUGAUCCGGUUCGGCGAGGAGGCGUCGACCGGCGCGAGGGCCGGGUCGGCGAGCGCGGGCGACUUUGUCGGGAAUGGCGGCGGCGACGACGACGAGACGGUCGCCGGCGGCGGGACGAGGGACGAGCCCUACGCGCCCAACGGGCCCGAGCCCUCGCCGACGCCGUCCGAGGCGCGCUCCGAGCCCGAGCGAUUCCCGGCGUCGGUCCAGCACGCGCGGCACCGCCUCGGCAAGCGCACCGAGGGCGAGCGCAUCGGCGACCACGAGAUCUCGCACGACGGCGCGCGCGACGCCGUCAGCCUCGAGGGCCUCGCGUUCACGAGCUGGCACGCUCCGGUCGGCCUCUUCCGCGUCAACCGCGACCUGAGCAUCACGCAGGCCAACCCGAAAUGGCGCCAGACGUGCGGCUUGACCGAGGGCGAGACGAACGACGCGUGGCCCGCUCGGAUCCACCCAGACGACCGCGAGCGGGUCGUCGACCACUACCGCCGCAUCUCGGAGGAGCUGCCCAUCGAGCGCGACGAGCAAGAGUUCCGCUGGCUGCCGACAUCCGGGUCGCGCGAGCGGUGGUGCGUGUGCGUCAUCGAGCCGGCCAUCGUCAACGGCGUCAUGAACGGCUACUGCGGGUACCUGCUCAACAUCAACAAGCACAAGCUCGCCGCGACGGCGUCCGAGCUGCGCGAGGAGCAACUGCGCCACGAGCUCGCCCUCCUGUCCGAGACGACGUCGGUCGGCCUCGUCCGCAUCGACCUCGACGGCCACUUCCUGAGCGCCAACGAGGCGUGGUACGGCAUCUGUCGGGUCGAGCGAGGGAGCCCUCUUGACGUCUGGAGCGACAACCUCCACCCGGACGACUUUGACUGGGUCUUCAAGCAGUGGAAGCACUCGUUGGACACGCGCGAGCCGUUCCAGGCCCGGUUCCGGUGGAAGUUCGGCGACGUGUGCCUCGUCCAGGCCGUCCUCAACAACCGCGACGCGGCUAGUGCGACCGGGUGGAUCGGCAGCGUCACGGACGUGACGGCGCAGGCGCGCUCGGAGGAGAAGCUGCUCGCCCUGUCCAAGGAGCGCGAGGAGCGCGCCGAACACUAUGCGCGCGAGGCCGAGGAGCGCCGCAAGAUCGCCGUCGAGGAGAAGAAGCAGCAGGAGCUCCUCAUCGACGUCACGAGCCACGAGAUCCGCAACCCGAUAUCCGCCAUCUUGCAGAACGCCGACUUUACCCGCUCGUCGCUCCAGUCGUUCCGCGGUCGCCUCGGCCAGCUCAAGGAGCGAGGCGCCCUGCCCGCCGAGCUCGACGACGAGCUCCUGCACGACCUGGACGAGGACAUCGAGGCGCUCGACGCCAUCAGCGAGUGCGGCAUGGCCCAGGAGCGCAUCGCCAACGACAUCCUCGGCCUCGCCCAGAUCCAGCUCAGCAAGUACAGCAUCACGCCCGUCGUCUUUGACCUGACGACCUCGCUCCGCAACAUCUGCCGCAUGUUCAAGACCGAGUGCCGCGCCAAGAGCAUCGAGCUGCAGCUCGUCGUCGGGUCGUCGCUCGCCCGCCUCGGUCCUCGCGCCAAGGUCUUUGCCGACCCGACUCGCCUCACCCAGGUGCUCGUCAACCUCCUGUCGAACGCGAUCCGGUUCACGGCCAAGUCGGACAAGCGCGUCGUCACCAUCACGGUCGAGGUGUCGGCCCAGCCGCCAGGGCGCGACUCGCCGCUCAUCCCGCCGGCCGAGACCGAGUACAAGAUCGACAAGCAGAAGCCCGUGUACCUGUUCUUCAGCGUCGAGGACACCGGGCCGGGCAUGACCGAGGAGGAGACGGGCCGGCUGUUCGCAAAGUUCAUGCAGGCCUCGCCGUUCACGCACACGACCUGGGGCGGGAGCGGCCUCGGACUGUGGAUCGCUCGCAACCUGUGUGAGCUGCAGAUGGGCCGCAUCGAGGUCGCGUCGACUGUGGGCCAAGGGUCCAUCUUCCGGUGCUUCAUCACGGCGCGCUCGGUCGACGCCGGGCCGAGCCACUCGUCCGACGUGCUCCCUGUCGUCGACGGCAUCGACGCGCCCAACGCCGAGCGAGGACGAGCGCCAACUAUCUUCCUCGCCAAGCCCGACGAGUCACUGCCGCUCAAGGGCAUGACGAUUCUCUGCUGCGAGGACAACCAGAUCAACCGGACCGUCCUCAAGCGGCAGCUCGCCAAGCAGGGCUGCGAGCACAUCCUCCUCGCGUGCGACGGGCAAGAAGGCCUCGAGAUCCUCAAGAAGCAGCCCGACGGCAAGGUCGACUGUAUCCUCAUGGACAUCGAGAUGCCGAUCAUGGACGGCCUGCAGGCGACGCGAGCGAUCCGCCUCGCCGAGCAGCAGGGCGAGCGGUCGGGCCAUCAGCGCAUCGUCGGCCUCACGGGCAACGCUCGCGUCGAGCAGAAGCAGGCGGCGCUCGACGCCGGCAUGGAAACGGUUGUCACCAAGCCGUACAAGGUCCCCGACCUCGUCGCCCGCAUCCUCCAAGACGCGCCCGACAUCGAGCCGACCGCUCCAAAACAAGCUUCCUCCGCGGGCGCUGGCUUGUCGAGCAGCUUUGUCCCGUCGGGCGAUCACGGCGAGGUCAUCACCAAGCUCUCGACGGGCGCGACGGUCGAAAUCAUCACGCCGGGCAGCCCGGCGCCGUCGUCGUCGUCGUCGUUGCGCGCCGGCGCGUCCGACGAUCGCUCGCUCCCGCCCGGGUCGCACGAGAUGAUCAUGGGCCGGUCGACAGAGGGAGACGGCGGCGGCGAGGUCAUGAUCGACAAGGACAGCGUCGACCGGGCGGCGAGCAGCAUGCAGCGGCACGGCGAGGGGAGGGCGCUGCCGCCGUCGCAGACGGAGCCGAGGUCGCUCGAGAAGUAG